GAAAUGACUAAAGGUGCAUAUUCUUUUAAUAUUCAAAGAGUGAACAUAUAAAUUGUUAGGCUAGUUUUGUUUACAAGCAGGUAAACAAAUGAAAACAUGCAAACAGUGAAGCAGCUGCUUACUUCCUCAAUGACGCUGAGAGAGAAACAAAACGGAGAGCCUCAUUCAUUGGCCUGAGCUCAUGAGAUCUGGGCAACAAACAAUACCGACCAGACAGAAGAAUUAAACCAACCUUAUUUUUAACCUCUCAUUUUAGACAGGGACUUGGAUAGUAAACUCUGAACUGUUACUAGAAAACUGAACAGUAUACAGGCUACAAAACAAUUUUACAGCAAGUUACUUUUGAAGGGACCAUUUUUAUUUUCUUUUUUAUGGUUAUUACUUAUUGUUUUUUAGCAGCUUGACAAUGUUUGUCAUUUUUCGAGUGGUCUUUCUUCAUCUCCUCCUCAUUGUUUUUACUUGCAUCACUUCAGAACAGACAGCAGAAGGCUCCAACAACACUGGCAGGGGACGGAGCCUUGCAGUACUUAACAAUACAUUACUGGAUGAGCAAAAGGAGCAGAUACAAAGCAAUGUCAUUGUACUGCUGGUUCCUCUACUCUGCCUCCUGUCCUUCAUCAUUGGGGUUCCUGCCAACUCAUUUGCCCUCUGGGUGCUGCUCUUCAGAACCAAGAAGCUCCCUUCCAAUAUCCUGCUGAUCAACCUCACCAUCUGUGACCUCAUGUUUCUGUUGUUGUUGCCUUUUCGUAUUGUUUAUCACUUCUGGGGCAAUGACUGGACUUUUGGUGAAUCAUUCUGUCGUAUUGUGAUUGCACUAUUCUAUGGAAACAUGUAUGGUUCAGUGGUUUGUCUGGCACUUGUUGCUGUGGAUCGCUAUGUUGCUCUUGUUCACCCUUUUGGGGCCAAGACAUUGCGUAGUAACAGGAAUUCUGUGUGUAUGAGCGUAUUGGUUUGGAUAGUGAUUGCAACAGCAGCUGUGCCCUUAUUAGUCUCCAAACAAUCUUAUCAAAUAAAGGACCCUCCUAUAACAACCUGCCAUGAUGCUCUUCCACCAGAUGAGCAGGAAAACUUCUUUCUGCCUUAUUUUAUUGCCCUCUUCUCAAUCUUUUUCCUGCUUCCAUUGCUGGUAGUGGUGUUUAGUUAUGUUUCCAUCCUACGUACCCUUAUGGCUGAAGGGCAACGUUAUGCUCACGCUGUAAGAGUGACUGUGUUGAUGUUGAUAGUGUUUGUGGUUUGUUUUUUGCCAAGCAACAUUCUUCUACUGUUGCAUUACUCAAAAUCAGACUUUAUUAAUAAUGAUCUUUACGUUCCAUACCUGAUCAGUUUGUCUCUCAGUACCUUUAACAGCUGCAUUGAUCCCUUCAUCUUUUACUAUGUGUCUAAAGACUUCAGGAACAAGCUAUGUGAAGCUCUGAGUUGUCAUAGAUCUGAUUCAAAGUCCUCCUCAGAAACAUUUAGGUCAAACGUAACACUGAUGUCAAAGCUGAGUAGAAGCAAAGAACUUCUUAAUUGAGGAUCAGUUUGAUCAAGCCUGAGAGGUGUGGCAGUUUAAUGACAUGAAAUUUAGGCCAUCAAAAAAUCUAGGGCUCACUGAAGGAUUAAUACUAUGUCUGUCUUAUAUCCAACCCAGUCUCACGGCAAGUCGUGUUAUAGUAACGAAAAUUGUGAUUAAUUUAUUAGUUUGCUGACACAAUUUUCCGCUGUUUUUCGGGUCUCUGGAGACGAAUGUCUUUUUUGUCCUUCCCAGCACAAAUUUCUAUCAAUGGCUGUUCGUGUCUGUGGGACGACUUUCUUUAUCGUGUCAUUUUAGAUUUUAUUUUCUCAUCAUUGUUUUCUAUUUUUUGACCAUUGUUGCUUGGGGUUUGGGUUAGAAUCAAUUUCUGCGACUUAUUAACCUAAACCCCAACUCUAACCCAAACUCCAGGUCAGAAUAGUUUAAAAAGCAGACGAAAAUGCAUAAAAUUACAUCCUAACGCAAACCCCAAAUCUAACCCUAACCCCAAGCGACAUUGAUUUUUGCAUGGGUACGUGGCUUUUAGUUGAAGUUAAAUUGACAUGCAAACUGCUUUUUGUAGAAAUAUCAGCAACGACUCUUUUUAUGUUUAAAUUGUUUAUAUAUAAAAAAAUGCUGAUUUAGCGUGUCCUUUAAAUUUUAGUAUUGAAGGAUGUAUCUUAUUUUACUUUAGAAUAUGUAAUAUCAAACUUGAAGUUAAAGGUAUAGUUUACUUAAAAUUCUUCCAUCAUUUUUAUCAUCCUCAUGUUGUUCUAAACCUGUAUGAAUUUCUUUUUUCUGAUGAACACAAAAGAAGGUAUUUUGAUAAACGAUGGUAAGCACAUAGCUGAUUGUAACCAUUGACUUCCAUAGUAGGAAAACAAAUAUUAUGGAAGUAUUGUGAUAAAUAAUAAAGAAAAUAUUUUGAUAAAUGAUUGUCAGUGCACAGUUGACGGUAUUCAUUGAAUUCCAUAUUCGUUUUUCCUACUAUGAAAGUCAAAGGUUGCAAUCAGCUGUGUGCUUACCAUCAUUACCAUCAAAAAAAAUCUUCCUUUGUGUUCAUCAGAAAAAAUAAAUUCAUACAGGUUUAAAACAACACGAGGAUGAGAAAUAUUUCAUAGGGUGAACUAUCCCUUUAAUGGUAAACUGACAACUGUAUACAUUUGAUGAAUUCAAACAGUGGAAUGCAAUUGUGGAUUGUAAAAAUGAACAGUGUAUAUGUGCCUAUACAGUUUUGCCUUGGUUUAUAAUCGAUUAAUAUCUAAGGAAAACAUUUCAUUUUAUAGACUUUUAUUUUAUUAUUUAAGUUGCAUGGAAAAUUGUAAAUGUAUUUUGUGUUUAAAAGUUUAAGUAACGUGUCAAGUCAUAUCUGUAACCACUUCAGGUUCUCAUGUCAAAACCCAUGACUUCUCAUUUCCGGUCCCACAAACAGCACUGCACAUUUUGUUUCCCUUAUCUUGUAUGACCAGUUCAGUUAUAGCUGUUUGCAAAUGAUGAUGACUCACACGUGAGACGUAAAGGUUGUGGGUCCCCACGUCCGGAAAUGAUAACAAAUAGACCUCUGUGGUAGACAUGAGCACUGUCUGAGCCUGGUGAUCUAAUUUACUUCCCUCUAUUACUUUAUUGUUUAUAUUUUAUUAACCUUAUUUUAUUGUUUAUUGCUUUCAUUGUACAUUUGUAAUCUGUACAAAACUCUUUAUGGUUUUGUUAAGCACCUUGAAUGUUUACUGUGUAUGAAAUAAAUAAAACUUUGCUUU
Molecule: messenger RNA, 3249 nt
Organism: Paramisgurnus dabryanus
Lineage: Eukaryota; Metazoa; Chordata; Actinopteri; Cypriniformes; Cobitidae
Source: RefSeq, a predicted model, not a curated record